AUGCAUAAAUCAAAUAAAAGAAAAAUAACGCACGAGCAAUUUUCCGAACCCAAUGACGGAAUUGAUGUAGACACGUCCAAGCCCACUGCCGUUUUUACCCCGCGGGGAGGCAGAUCGUAUACGUUGAGCGUUGCUCUUCCGGGAAGCAUUAUUGCUAAUGCCCAAUCCCACGACCAAAAAACCUUCCUCGCUGGCUCAAUCGCGCGAGCGCUGGCAGUAUUCUGCGUCGAUGAAGUCGUAAUAUUCGAGGAUGACGUUCGACAGAGGCAGUCAAACGCCCACUACGAUUUGAGCAAAGACGAAUACACUGCUUAUUCCGACCCGUCGCAUUUUCUUGCACAUGUCCUUUCCUACCUAGAAACUCCCCCGUACCUCCGAAAAUUCUUGUUUCCUAUGCACAAAAAUCUCCGGACUGCGGGGACAUUACCGAGCCUGGACAUGCCGCAUCAUAUACGAGCGAACGAGAGUUGUGAAUAUCGAGAAGGGGUCACAGUCCCAGCCAACGAGGAGCACGGGUUUGGGCAGUCGAAUGCGGAAAAUCAUCACAACCAGCAUAAACGAAAGAAAGGGAAGAAGAAUAUGGAGGAAGGGGUUCAGGACACGGUGAUGUCCUAUACGUUAGUUGACACAGGUCUUCCAAAUAAAGUCUGCAUACCACAUAUACCCGUUCCGGAAAAUACGAGGGUAACCGUGAAACUGUGUUCGUCAGAGGAUCCAUCCCAAGGUGCCGAGGUGGUCUCUCCCUCUACUCCGCGGGAAGAAAUGGGGUACUACUGGGGAUAUUCGGUCCGGUGCUGCGACUCAUUAUCCGACGUGUUCACUGAAUGUCCCUUUGAUGGAGGGUACGAUCUGUCAUUUGGGACCUCAGAACGCGGCUCGCCUCUAUCACAGGUCAUAACAGAAGGGGUUCCCAACUUCGAACACUUAAUUGUCGUUUUUGGAGGGGUGGCUGGUCUUGAGGUUGCAGUGAAGGCGGACAAGGAGUUACUGGCGAGAGGCUUGAGGCCUGAAACAGUUGGAAAUAUGUUCGAUUAUUGGGUGAAUGUGCUUCCAGGACAGGGAAGCCGCACUAUUAGGACUGAGGAGGCGGUUUGGUUAGGGCUAAUGGGGUUGAGGGGUGUGGUUGAGAAGAACGGCUCUUAG
This is a messenger RNA of Paracoccidioides brasiliensis Pb18, 1143 nucleotides long. RefSeq lists its product as uncharacterized. The transcript has 3 exons. The coding region runs from base 1 to 1143 and encodes 380 amino acids. The record is from RefSeq and is a predicted model, not a curated record.